This is a messenger RNA of Phialemonium atrogriseum, 1921 nucleotides long. Its product is annotated as indoleamine 2,3-dioxygenase gamma type. Gene Ontology annotation, molecular function: heme binding; metal ion binding. The record is from RefSeq and is a predicted model, not a curated record. The transcript has 2 exons. Bases 290 to 1780 code for a protein of 496 amino acids. Lineage: Eukaryota; Fungi; Ascomycota; Sordariomycetes; Cephalothecales; Cephalothecaceae.
CAUUCCUCCUGACCGAAGCUGUUUUGUCCAAGCGUGGACUUUUCCUCUCUUGGCGACAAAGGGAAACAUCUGAGACUGGGCUAGGAGGGGAUCUACGCAGAGUUCAGGAUGGUAACUCCUCUUUCUGAGGCCGGAAGCAAUUCCGGCCACGGCCUAUAUAGGCGGCGCGCUCGACGGUCAGGCAAUCAUACACUUUUUCCUCCUCUCAAGCCCGUAACCUGCUGCUCCUUUACGAAUCACGUGCCAGUUCUACUUGGUGUAUCAAAACUUCUCUUAAUCAAGUUCAAACAUGGGAUCCCUUGCACACAACAGCAAUAGAUUCCCGGUCCUGGAGGACACUAGGCCGGAUGACAUGUCCCUCCCUGCAUUCAUGGUGUCGACAACCAGGGGCUUCCUGCCGAGGAUGGACCCGAUCGUGGACCUCCCCGCCGAGUUUGCGGCCCUCGAGUCCGUCCUCCAGAGAAUGCCCAUCAAGACGGCGUCAGGGGAACCCGGGCUGCUUGCCCACGGCGGUCUCGGCGACGUGGUCUCUAAGGAGCUGCCCGACCUCACCGAGUUCGUCGACACGUACAAGGCGAACCUGCCCCUCGUGAAUGCCCUCUACAGGGACUACUCCUUCCUGGCGUCGGCGUACCUCCUCGAGCCCUGCCACCAGAGGUUCGUGCGUGGGGAGCCAUAUGGUCUGGGGCGCAACGUCUUACCGGCCAAUAUCGCAAGGCCCAUUGCCCGGUGUGCCGCGAUAUGUCAGUUCAAACCAUUCAUGGAGUACGCGGGAUCGUACGCCCUGUUCAACUACCGCCUCGUCGACCCAGCCGCGGGUCUGGACUACUCCAAUCUACGUCUGAUCCGCGCCUUCGAGCACGGCCUGGACCCGACGUCGUCCGAGGCCGGCUUCGUGCUCGUCCACAUCGACAUGGUCAAGAACUCGGGCCCGCUCAUCGCGGGGACCAUGGCCUGCCUCGACGCCUGCACCGCCGCGGCCGCUGCUGCUGCUUCAGACGCCACCGCGGCCCUCGAGCACCGCCGAUCCCUCAACGCCGGCCUGUCCACCACGCUGUCGGCGCUGCAGCGCAUCAACGCCGUCAUGGAGACCAUGUGGGCCAAGUCGAAGCCGCGGUCGUACACGUCGUUCCGCACCUUCAUCUUCGGGAUCACGUCGCAGAGCAUGUUCCCGGAGGGGGUCGUGUACGAGGGCGUCGGCGGUGAAGACGGGGAGAAGCCCCUGUCGUUCCGCGGCGAGUCGGGCGCAAACGACUCCAUGGUCCCGCUCGUCGACAACCUGCUGCGCAUCCCCAUGCCGCACACGCCGCUGACAGAGAUCCUCGAGGACUUCCGCCAGUACCGGCCCAGCAACCACCGCGACUUCCUGGCCUGGGUGAGGGAGACCAGCGGUGGGUUGGGGCUGAAGGGGUGGGCGCUCGCCACCCGGGGGGAGGAGAGGACGAUGGUGGAAGAGGAGGAGGAGGUCAGGGAGUCGAGGAGGCUCUGGCUGCAGGUGCUGGACCAGGUCAGGGAUUUCAGGUGGAGGCACUGGUGCUUUGCCCGGGAGUACAUCCUCAAGAUGACGAGCCACCCCACGGCCACGGGCGGUAGCCCCAUCGUCACGUGGCUGCCGAACCAGCUGCAGGCUGUCUUGGAGGAGAUGGUCAGCUUGUAUGGCUCGUUUGGGGACUUGGGGGAGGAGUGUCGCGAUAUCAUGGACCUGGUGCAUCGACAGAAGGAUACGCUGGCGAAGGAGGUGAAGAAGUACUGCGAGGAACGGGGGGUGCCGGCGGCUUAGGAUGGGCUGGACAUUGGUUGGUUGGUUGGUUGUCUGAUGCUAGCUAGAGGUAGUCUUGGAAUACCUAACAGAGAAUGAAGUGAAUGUGAGAGGACAGUCAAAACUACCCCUACCACCUGCCCAAGACAUAUAAUGCCCAAU